Phycomyces blakesleeanus NRRL 1555(-) is the source of this 1150-nucleotide messenger RNA. RefSeq lists its product as hypothetical. The coding region runs from base 62 to 1129 and encodes 355 amino acids. Gene Ontology annotation, molecular function: L-lactate dehydrogenase (NAD+) activity. Gene Ontology annotation, cellular component: cytoplasm. The transcript has 3 exons. Gene Ontology annotation, biological process: carboxylic acid metabolic process. NCBI's taxonomy places the organism in Eukaryota, Fungi, Mucoromycota, Mucoromycetes, Mucorales, Phycomycetaceae. The record is from RefSeq and is a predicted model, not a curated record.
CUCUUUUCCAAAUUUUUAUUUUUAUUUUUUGUUUUGUUUGCAAGACAAAACCUUACGCCAAAUGUCUUUCCUUAGAAACCUUGUUUCGACCAUCCCAAGAUUCGCACGGGUUGGCCCUCCCACUAUCCAGCGUUGUCUGAGAACACCCUUUGCCUACCAGCGCUCUGUCCUACCAAGCAAAUUCUACCAUCAUGGCAGUCCGGGUGCACACUCUCGCAUCGCCGUUGUAGGCACCGGCAAUGUGGGUGCCUCAAUUGCAUAUGCACUAGUCCUCAAAGACGUAGCAAAUGAAAUCUUACUAGUCGAUGCCAAUCGAUCAUUAGCAAAAGGACAAAGACUGGAUCUUGAUGAUGCUAGUCUGUUCUCAGCAACCCAUGUGAAAGAUGUGACUCUUCAGGAAGCAGGAAAAGCAGAUGUGAUUGUUAUCACAGCAGGAGCAAGGCAAAAGGAAAAUGAAUCCCGUGCAGAUUUAAUUGAUCGAAACUACCAAGUAUUAGAGUCUAUCAUCAGUGCAAUGCAACCUAUCCAGAAGGACGCUAUUAUGCUACUGGUAGCAAAUCCUGUGGAUGUCCUCACAUACUUUGCCCAAGAAUUAUCAGGUCUACCACGUAAUCAAGUUAUAGGAAGUGGAACAUAUCUAGAUAGUUCUCGUCUCAGAGGCUUCUUAUCCGAAGUAUUAGAAGUUAAUAAUGAGUCUAUUCAUUCGCCUGUACUGGGUGAACACGGAGAUUCUCAGUUUAUCUCUUGGAACACAGCUAAUAUUGCUGGACAGCCUAUUCUGUCCUUUCCACGGGUAGCUAAUCUCGAUAAAGAGCUGGUGCGAGAAAAGAUCGCAGGCAAGGCUAUGGAUAUUAUCAAGCUCAAAGGAUCGACUUAUUUUGGAAUCGCGACAUGCACUGCCUCAUUGUGCGAAACGAUCAUCAAGAAUCGAAGGGACAUUCGACCAUUGUCAGUGUAUGUAGACAGAUUAGGUGCAGUAAUGUCAAUGCCAGCAAAGUUGGGCUGGUAUGGUGUAGAAGAGAUUUAUGAAUUAAAUGGAGAUCCAGGAGAGGAGCAGAAACUGGUAGACAUUGCACAGGAAUUCAAAAAGACCUGUAAAAAAUACGAGCAUCCCAAUAGAACUGAAUAAAAGGGUCAAUUUUACCUGAAC